UUCAGCAGCAGCAUCUUUGAGAAGCACAAACAACAUCCAGGGAAACCCAGGAGAUAAACCAAACACAAACCACGUCUGCGUGUUCCGGCUCCACAGUCUGCUGAACUCCUGUCACUUCCUGCGACUGCAAACAAGACACAAUGAAAGUUGCCGUUGUUUUCGUGCUGCUCUUCGCCACAGUCCUCUGCCGGCCGGCAACAAAGGUUUCUGUCAGCAGUUCAGAGAGCUCUGAAGAAAUGGCGAGAAGACCAGCAGCUCCAGCCCUCACGAAACAAGCGCUUCCUGAGCUUCGUGCAGCACCUCUACAGAACGUUGAAGCAGCACCUUCUACCAACUCAGACGAGACCACAGAGAGCUCAGAUGAAGACGAGCAGGUGGCAGCAGAGGCUCUAGUAGAAGUCAAAUCAGAGAGCGCUGACACAACUUCAUCCCCAGAAACAGCCUCUGUCAGCAGCCAGGACAGUGAAGACAGUGAUGUUGAUGAUGACGAUGAAACAGAGGAGACUGAAAACAAUGAAGAUGAAUCUAGCGACAGCGCAGAGUCGGGCGAAUCCUCGUCCCCCGCUCCUUCCACACAAACCCUUGUGUUAGCCACAGAUGAACCCUUGGCUGAGACCACUGCUGAGCCCAUCGUUCCCACCAUCGUCACCGACAUCCCCGCCACAGAUUCAGGCCGUGGCGACAGCUUGGGACGCUACCCCAGCGACUACAAGUCCAGUGACUACAAGUCCAGUGACUACAAGUCCAGUGACUACAAGUCCAGUGACUACAAGUCCAUCAACUACGUGGAGGACAAAUCCUACAACAAGGUUCCCGGCCCCUACAAGUCCUACGAAUUCAUGGGCACCGGAAAGAAGAUGGACUACGACAUGACAGAGGGCAACGAGGUGGACAAGUCACUGAAGGUGUACAAGGCUAUUCAUGUCCACUCUGACCUCCUGGAGGAGGACACCAGCACCCCUGAGGUGGAGAGCCAGGGCCUCGACGCCUCCUCCGGCACCUCUCAGGACCAGGUCAUCAGCCCCCGCCAGGCCUCUUUCUCAGAAGAGGAGGAGAGCGCCAGCGCUAGCGACGCCUCCACUAGCGAGAGCUCUAGCGCUCCUGAGGAAGAGGAGGAGGAGGAGGAGGAAAGCGCCAGCACAGCCAACGACAGCGACAGCGCCAGCGCCAGCCAGGAGUCGGAGGACGAGGAGAGCCAGAGCAGCGAGGAGGCCACUGCCACACCUGGAGCCGCUGACAGCGACUCAGAUGAGAGCACUGAGAGUGACGAGGAGGGGGCGGGACCUGUCAUCACCACUGAAAUGCCAGUGGUCAUCACCACUGACAUGCCAGCGGUCAUCACUGCCAAAUAAGCAUCUCACAUCCAAUGGAAAUGGAAAGGAGGUGUCAGAUAGAAUAAAGCGCACACGCUGCAUUGAGGUGCAAAACGCCCUCCACUUUCCACUGUAGGGCCAAACAGGGACCGCCAAGGCUUGAUUAUUUUGUUGAUUUUAAUAUGUUCCGACAUUAUUUCUGUGAUUAUUUGUGCAUCGUUAGGAAAGCUGAAUUGCUGUUCCUUCUGGAUUGUAUUUAAAUAAACCAAUUACCCCUGCAUCCUGUGGUCUGGUUGCUGGUGGUAGGAUGUUGAAAUCGCGACUGCAACAGAAGGUUGACUGACCUCAUGACCUUUGCCCACUCCCUUCUAACCUCCGUAGCUGGAGUCCUGAUAUCUACACCAGCACUACACAUCAUUUAACCAUUUACUUAUUACUGCAAUAUGCAAACCUACAUUGUGUUGUGCUUAUAAGAAUACAAAUGCACCGUUUAUUUAAAUAAAUGUAAUCAUUUUAAGUGUAACGAAAAACUUGACAUUAAGCCACACAUUUGCUGCCUGUGUGGCUUAGCUUCUUUGCUAGCUAGUAACAAAUCUGCUUGUGUAGAUAAAAUGAUUCAAACAGAGAAACUAUUAUAGGGUUCAGUCGGUUAUAGAUACACACACACACACACACACACACACACACAAUCCCUUUCAUUUGCACAGUCACCUACCUACAGUACAUGUUGUUUGUCCCAUGUUGUUUACUGUGUUGUAUCAUAUUGUACCAUUUAUAAUAUUUGAAUAAAGUUCUUUUUUCAUAAAAAGA
Molecule: messenger RNA, 2123 nt
Organism: Gymnodraco acuticeps
Lineage: Eukaryota; Metazoa; Chordata; Actinopteri; Perciformes; Bathydraconidae
Gene: spp1
Product: secreted phosphoprotein 1
Exons: 8
Coding region: 141-1352 (403 amino acids)
Biological process (GO): ossification; cell adhesion
Source: RefSeq, a predicted model, not a curated record